CAGGCCUUCCUUCCCACUUCCCAGUUCCCACCAUAAAAUGAAACCGUUUCUUCUUUUCCUUCUCUGCAAUUUCUAUAUUCCUUCUCCUUCAAACACUCCAUAGCGAUGUCGCUUUGCGAUCCCGUAGAAGAUCAAACUCCCAAAUUAACCUCCGCCGGCGAAGGGCCGGAAAAAGACGGCGGCGAUAACGGCCCGACCUUGAGGCCCAUGGAUCUCUCGGACGCGGAAGAGUACUACCUGGAAUGCUUAUCAGACGAAAAGGUAAGCAAAUUCUGCUCCUGGGACACUUUCAGAUCCAAGGAAUCCGUCGAACGGUACAUCUGCAGCAACAUAUUAACGCACCGGUGGUUCCGAGCGAUCUGCGUCGACGGGAAGGUUGCCGGUUCAAUCUCGGUGUCGCAAUUUACAGGGGACGAAAGGUGCAGGGCCGAGAUCGGGUAUGUGCUGGGUUCCAAGUAUUGGGGGAAGGGAAUCGGAACGAAGGCGGUGAAGAUGGCGGCGGCGUCGGUGUUCGUGGAGUGGCCGGAGCUGGAAAGGCUGGAGGCGCUUGUUGACGUCGACAAUUUUGGAUCGCAGAGGGUUUUGGAGAAGGUUGGGUUCAAAAGGGAAGGAGUUUUGAGGAGGUAUUAUCUUCUCAAAGGGAAGCCGAGAGAUGCGGUCGUGUUCAGCCUUAUUUCUACUGAUCCUGACGUUACCUUUUGUAUGUAAAGCUUUCAAAAUUUUCAUGAAGUUGUGAUUCAGGAAGCCAUAGUCAUAUGGGCAUAUGAUAAUUCCAUAAACAGGAUUACAAUAAUAAUAAAAUUCAUCAGGAUUAUUAUAGUUUUAUGCUUAAAAUAUGACCUUUUCC
Cuscuta epithymum is the source of this 847-nucleotide messenger RNA. NCBI's taxonomy places the organism in Eukaryota, Viridiplantae, Streptophyta, Magnoliopsida, Solanales, Convolvulaceae. The record is from the annotation of a GenBank genome assembly.